Molecule: messenger RNA, 1138 nt
Organism: Oryza brachyantha (malo sina)
Lineage: Eukaryota; Viridiplantae; Streptophyta; Magnoliopsida; Poales; Poaceae
Product: tuliposide A-converting enzyme 1, chloroplastic-like
Exons: 1
Coding region: 66-1028 (320 amino acids)
Molecular function (GO): hydrolase activity
Source: RefSeq, a predicted model, not a curated record
CGCACUCUACUCUACUCUCCAUCGCAGUAGCACGUCACCAGCUCCGCACGCGCACGGCGCACCACAUGGCUUCCGCCGCCGCCGCCGCCGACGUGGUCUCCGUCGAGCUCCUCCCGUUCAUCCGCGUCUACGCGAGCGGCCGCGUGGAGCGCCUGCUCGGCACCGACGCUGUCGCGGCGUCCCUCGACGAAUCCACUGGCGUGGCCUCCAAGGACGUCACCGUCGACCCAGCGACCAACCUCUCCGUGCGGCUCUACCUCCCGCCGGAGGUCGCCGCCGGGGAGAGGCUGCCUAUCCUCGUGUACUUCCACGGCGGCGGCUUCAUGGUCGAGUCGGCCGCGUCCCCGACGUACCACCGCUACCUCAACGCGCUCGCCUCCCGCGCCCGCGUCGUCGCUGUGUCCGUCGAGUACCGCCUCGCGCCCGAGCACCCGCUCCCCGCCGCGUACGACGACUCGUGGGCGGCGCUCGCGUGGGCGGCCGCCGCCGCCGGCGACGGCGACGGCUCAGAGCCGUGGCUCGCCGCGCACGGGGACGCGUCGCGCGUGUUCCUCGGAGGGGACAGCGCGGGCGCGAACAUCGCGCACAACGUGGCCAUGCGUGCCGCCGCCGACCCCCUCCCGGGCGGCGCGGGGGUCACCGGCGUGACGCUGAUUCACCCCUACUUCUGGGACGCGUCGAACACCAUGGGCCCGGCGCUCGAGGAUCGGAUCUGCCGGGAGUGGCGGUUCAUGUGCGGGAGCCCCGACGCCCGCGUCGACGACCCGCGGCUGAGCCCGACGGUCGAGGGGGCGCCGUCGCUCGCCGCGCUGCCGUGCAAGAGGGCGAUGGUGGCCGUGGCGGCGGACGACUUCCUGGCGGCGAAGGGGCGUGCGUACCACGCGGCGCUCGUCGCGAGCCGGUGGGCCGGGGAGGCCGAGCUGGUGGACACGCCGGGGGAAGACCACGUGUUCCACCUCCUGCGGCCCGGGACGGCGGCGGCCGAGAAGAUGAUGGACCUUGUCGUGGAUUUCGUCACUCGCGCUUGACUUGGUGCACGGUGCGAGCGUGUCAUAGUUGAAGAAAACAAUAAAAUAAAUAUAUUACUCCCUCGGUUUUAAAUAAUUUACAUCGGUUACUGUUCGUUUGGAAAUUUGAC